ACUUUUUAUGCUGUGCGAGUGCGCAAUAACUGCAGCCCUACCUACUCUCUCCCUUUCCCCCCUACUUGACAAAUGCCAAGUACUGUACUCUACUCCCUCUCAACUUCCAUCCACUUUUCCUUCUCACUCUUCUUAAAUGCUUUUUCACAUCCUAUUUCUUCUCUACUUAUACUCCUCUCCUCCCCUCUUAUCCAAACUAAUCACAACAUGACAUCUAGUCUUCUCACUUUUCUCUUCUCCUUCUUCCUAAUCUCCGCCACCCUCUCCCUUGCAACCCGACCCCAACCUGAUGCUGGGCCUGGCGGAUUCUUGGGUCCCGGAGGCGGGUUCAACAUACCGGGGUUUGGGCCGGGUUUCGGUGGAGGGUAUGGAUCAGGGUAUGGGGGCCCGUCUGGAGGCCACUCUAAACAUGGCAUAAUAAGGACUUCUUUUGUGUGCAGUGAGAAGGGCCCGUGUUACAAGAAGAAGCUGACGUGUCCGGCCAGGUGUUUCAGCUCUUACGGCCGCUCUGGCAAGGGGUACGGUUACGGCGGCGGAGGUGGCGGGUGCACUAUGGAUUGCAAGAAGAAAUGCACUGCUUACUGCUGAGGAGCUCAUCGGCUUCUUAAGAACAUCUAUAUAUAGAUGGUGAUGGUUUCCAUCAUUACCACUACUACUACGGUACUGCUCUGUCUGUCUCUCUCUCUUUCUCUAUAUAUACACAAAAAAGUUAGGAUGUGAGAUGUGGGGAUGUGGUUUCCAGUUUUCCACUGUAAAAAAUGUUGCUUUGAGUUUAGUUCUAUGAACAAACUUAUGCAGCAGAAUUUGGGUUCUACAGCUGUUCCUGUAACAUGGGCUGUAAUAAUAUGAUGAUGAUCCUAUUCCUAUAUCAGUAUCAACACUUAUUCCACUUUA
Messenger RNA from Sesamum indicum (sesame), 894 nucleotides. RefSeq lists its product as uncharacterized. The record is from RefSeq and is a predicted model, not a curated record. NCBI's taxonomy places the organism in Eukaryota, Viridiplantae, Streptophyta, Magnoliopsida, Lamiales, Pedaliaceae.